Molecule: messenger RNA, 2042 nt
Organism: Marasmius oreades (fairy-ring Marasmius)
Lineage: Eukaryota; Fungi; Basidiomycota; Agaricomycetes; Agaricales; Marasmiaceae
Exons: 6
Coding region: 61-1743 (560 amino acids)
Molecular function (GO): oxidoreductase activity, acting on paired donors, with incorporation or reduction of molecular oxygen; iron ion binding; monooxygenase activity
Source: RefSeq, a predicted model, not a curated record
GUGACAUCCAAACAUAUAUAAGACGGCUAUGAUCCUUAACAUCCUUGUACCCAAAUCACCAUGUCUCUUUUAUCUCAGCUUCCACCUUCUGGCUACGCGAUUCUAGGCGUUGCUGGCAUAUUCGUAGCUCAUUUCCUUCCCUGGCUUGUCGAUCCUCAUGGUUAUAGGAGGUAUCCUGGCCCUGUUUUGGCACAGUUCAGUGAUAUCUGGCUGCUAUGGGCUGCUAUGUCUGGUCACCGCUCGGAGAAGAUUCAUGAACUGCAUGAAAAAUAUGGCCCUAUAGUUCGUAUCGCACCCAAUCAUCUUUCCAUAGCGACUUCUUCUGCUCUUCAAACCGUUUACGCGCACGGAAAUGGUGCACUCAAGUCACCGUUUUAUGAUGCAUUCGUUUCUAUCCAACGUGGACUUUUCAAUACUCGCGAUCGUGUUGAACAUGCUCGCAAACGCAAGAUCGUGUCACAUAUCUUCUCUCAGAAGAGCGUUGUCGAGUUCGAGCCUCACGUUCGGAUGUACGUUGGUCAGCUUCUGGAUCAAUGGGAGCGUUUGUGCAACAAGGCUGUUAAGGGCGAAUCAGGUCAAGAAGGAGACGGUUGGUUUGGAAAAGAUGGCAGGUUAUGGCUAGACUGCUUACCCUGGUGCAAUUAUCUUGCCUUCGACAUCAUCGGUGAUCUGGCUUUUGGUGCACCAUUCGGCAUGCUCGUCGCCUGCAAGGACAUCGCUCCCGUUCCCGUUGACCAAAAGGCCUGCAUGGACACUUAUGGACAGGAUCACCAACCAACUCAGCAGAAGGAGAUUCCGGCGGUAAAAGUUAUCAACGGCCGCGGUGACUUUUCUGCUUCCAUGGGCGUCAUUCCACCCUGGUUGCGUCCUCUGGCAAAGAAGUCGCCAUGGUUCAAACAAGGUGGAGAAGACGUCAAGACACUUGCAGGUAUCGCGAUCAUGGCUGUGGCAAAACGGCUGAAAACCGAGAGUGGCCGAAGCGACCUAUUACAGAAGCUCCAGAAUUCAAAAGACGAACACGGUAAUCCCAUGAGCAAAGGAGAAUUGACGGCAGAGGCUCUAACCUUACUCAUUGCCGGCUCUGAUACGACGUCCAACUCUACUUGUGCAGCCAUCUACUACCUCGCCACUAAUCAAUCAGCUCAAGCUAAACUUCAGCAAGAACUUGACGAGAACCUUCCUGGGGAACACACGGCGACGCUGGAAGCUGUAAAGAACUUGCCUUAUCUCCAAGCCGUUAUCAAUGAAUCCCUCCGUUUGCAUUCUACCUCCGCUCUCGGCCUCCCGCGAAUUGUUCCCGAAGACGGGAUGGCUGUACCUCUCAGCUUCUCUGACGACGGUCCUCAGGUGGAGUUGAAACCGGGCUCCAUCGUCAGCGUUCCUAGCUACACUAUUCAUCGUUCUGCCGAAAUCUGGGGCGAAGAUUACGAGUCCUUCAGACCUGAGCGAUGGAUUGAAGCGGAAGAGGAGUGGAAGGAUAUUCAAGCCAAGGGAGGAGAGGAUAAGAAUUCAAAGUACCGGCUCUUCCAGCAGACAUUCAACCCCUUCAGUGUUGGACCACGAGCGUGUGUUGGGAAAAAUUUGGCGAAUCUGGAGUUGCAAAUUAUCGUCGCUUCGAUUUUGAGGAAGUUCCACUUUGUUAUGAAGAAUGAGGGAGAGCAAUUGUCAACGAGAGAAGGAUUCUUAAGAAAGCCGUUGCAUUGUGGUGUCGGGAUUAAGAAACGGGAUGUUAUUGAUAUUUAAAAUACAUAUAUCUGUGUUAGGAUUACAACAGUUAUGUUGUUUUUUCUUUGGUUUGGGAUUAUGUAUGUGUGUAUCCUACUAGGCAACUGUAAUAUAACAAUUCAACACAAAAAUAGUGAUGAUAACCCGUGUUCGCCGUGAUACCUGUAUGUAAAGGGUUAGUUCGUAGUCUGUCUGUUACAGUAGAGUAGCGGGAAGAAUUCAAAGCAGUUGGGAAGCCUAUCAGAAUUCGGGAGAAGCUUUUCGAGAUGCAGUGGGCCAGAGUCUCAGUCAAUACAGCUGAAGUAGGGGCGGUUUGC